Molecule: messenger RNA, 1380 nt
Organism: Rotaria socialis
Lineage: Eukaryota; Metazoa; Rotifera; Eurotatoria; Philodinida; Philodinidae
Source: the annotation of a GenBank genome assembly
AUGGCGAUUGAUUUAACAAAAUCACGCCGUAAACUACCAUCGGCUAUGAUUGAUCGAUCAUCUUACUCCAUAUUAUCUGUGCUCAAACAGGCAAUAGGAAACGAUCUCACACGAUUUUCCAUACCUGUUAUAUGGAGUGAACCUCUUAGUUUUCUACAACGUUUAUCGGAAGGCUUAGAAUAUUCAUCAUUACUUGAUCAAGCCGCAUCAGCUAAUACAUCCAUAGAACGGUUUCAUUACAUCACAGCUUUUAUUGUAUCAAAUCUAUCAACGCAUCUCGAACGAACAUCAAAACCAUUCAAUCCAUUGUUAGGCGAAACGUUUGAAUUAAAGAAAGAAAACGAUUCACCAUUUCACUUCAUCGCUGAACAAGUUAGUCAUCAUCCACCUGUAUCGGCUCUUUAUGCGCGUGGAUCGAAUUGGAUUUUAACUGCAAAUAUUGAACCUAGAGUCAAAUUUCAUGGUACAACGGUAGUCGCUACAUCCGAAGGUCGAUGGGUACUACAUAUAAAGAGAAGGUCUGAAAUAUCUCGUUCAUCAUCACAAUCAAGUUUUUAUUCAUGUUCCGGAGAAAAUAGUGAACAAGACGAACAAACUGACAAUCAAGAUAAUCGUUAUGACGAAUAUACGUGGCAAUCUCCAACUGCAGUUAUUCAUAAUAUUCUAUUUGGUUAUCUUUGGUGCGAAUUUCAAGGAGAAAUUAAUUUACAGCAUAUACAAACUAAUCAACGAGCUAUUUUAACUAUUCAAUCUCUUUCGUGGUUUGCAACACAGGCAACAAGAGAGGCUGAGAUGUUUAAAUUUAUUGGAUAUAUCUAUGAUGGUGAUGAUAAACUCGCUGCAUUUCAUGGUAAUUACGGUCAUUGUUAUUAUGCUAUUGAUGCUUUAAAAGAUGUCGACUCCAUAACUAAAUCUUGCUGUUCAAUUGGUGGUAAUAAUUGUAUUCAUUUCAAUUCUAAUCCAUCAUUAGUACCACCAUGCAAUCUAAUACUUACGCCAUCAUCACGUCUUAUUUGGUACCGAUGUUUACCAUCAAUGACCGAUGAAGAACUAGCAGCAAGAUCUCAAUAUUAUUAUUUCACGCCAUUCACUAUGUGUCUUAAUGAAUCAAUAUCAUCUUUGUCAUCAUUGCCGCCAACCGAUUGUCGGUAUCGUCAAGAUGUACGUUUUCUUGAGCAAAGUGAUUUGGAUGCUGCUUCAUCAGAGAAACAUCGUCUUGAACAACAACAAAGAGCAGAGGCAAAAAGUCGUGAAGGUGAUUAUCAACCGUUAUGGUUUAAGCAAAAUGACAAUAAAGAAUAUAUCUACACUCGCAAAUAUGAACAACGAAAUUUUGAGCACUGCCCGAAUCUAUUUUUUCAAGAGUCACCUCUGUCAUAG